AUGAACUUCCUCACCUUCCUCACUGCUCUUUUCGUCUUCGUCCACACCGCCGUGGCUCUUGCUGUCCCCACUGCCGUCACUGACACCACCAUCGCCGACUUCAACGCCACCCUCGAGGCCUAUGGCACUCUCGAAGAGAGGCAAUUCAACGCCUUUGUCGUCUGCGAAACCACCAGCGGUUCCCCCUACACUAAGGACGUCCUCGCCGCCGCCAACACCCUCGCGAACAAAGCCUCCAUCUGCAAGCAGACCAACCUCUCUGGGUCCAAAUGCACCCAGAUGACCGACCACAGAAGCGCGGCAAUGGCGAUCUGUGGGCCUGUUGCGUCUCAAGUCCACUGCAUGACUGCUGGAAGGGUUGGCCGCGCUGUUGCUGACCAGUGCAACCGGGACGGCCUGGCUGGUGGAUAUGGGCAAUACCAGUGGGGCAGAAUUGUCGUCUACGUACCUUAA
Morchella sextelata is the source of this 453-nucleotide messenger RNA. RefSeq lists its product as uncharacterized. Lineage: Eukaryota; Fungi; Ascomycota; Pezizomycetes; Pezizales; Morchellaceae. The transcript has a single exon. The coding region runs from base 1 to 453 and encodes 150 amino acids. The record is from RefSeq and is a predicted model, not a curated record.